CGCUUCGUCGCGCAAUUUGCAGCGCAUUUCACUCUAGAGUUAUGCCAUUCCGCAGAGACAUCGGUUCGGAACAGCCGCCGAGGGAUGAACAUGCCGACAGCUAUGUGGAUCAUCUGGAGGUCGAUGUGCUCAUUGUUGGUGCCGGCUUCGGCGGAGUUUACCUACUGCACAAGCUCCGCGAUGAAUAUGGUAUGAAGGUUAAGGUUAUGGAGGCGGGAAAGGACGUUGGCGGGAUCUGGCAUUGGAACUGCUAUCCCGGGGCGCGGGUCGACUCGAUGGUUCCGGUCUACGAACUGAGUAUCGAAAAAUUAUGGAAGAACUGGACUUGGACGGAGAAAUACCCCGGCUACGCUGAGCUGCGCGAGUAUUUUGCUCAUGUCGACCGCGAGCUUGACAUCAAGAAAGACGUUGCCUUCGACUCCAAGGUCGUUCGCGCGCAGUUCGACAAAACCUCGCAGAGAUGGACCGUGAAGCUGGAGAAUGGCCGGACGGCGUACUCCAGGUUCUUCAUCUGCGCCACCGGGUUCGCAGCGAAGCGCUAUUUCCCCAAUUGGCCUGGUCUCGAGAGAUUCAAGGGUAUCAUGCACCACUCGUCCUUCUGGCCUAACGAGGGCGUUGACGUGACCGGGAAGAGAGUAGCGGUCGUCGGCACCGGUUGUACCGGCAUUCAGAUCGUGCAGGAGACAGCAAAGACGGCGGCAUCCGUCACUGUUUUCCAACGCACGCCCAACAUCGCUCUGCCGAUGCGGCAGGAGAAAUUGACCAAGGAGGCGCAAGAGGCGCAAAAGAAGGAAUACCCGGAGCUUUACAAAUACCGCCUGAGGACGCCUACCGGCCACCUGACACAAUCUAUCGAGCGCAACACUUUCGACGACACUCCCGAGCAGCGCGAGGCGUUUUACGAGGAACUCUGGCAGAGGGGAGGAUUCCCCUUCAUGAUCAGCUCGUACAAAGACCUGCUGUUGGACGAGAAGGCUAACGACGAGGCGUACGUAUUUUGGGCGAAGAAAACGCGCGCGCGCAUCACCGAUCCCGUCAAGCGUGACCUCCUCGCGCCACUGCAGAAGCCGCAUCCGGUAGGGGCCAAGCGUCUCUCUCUCGAGCAGGACUUUUACGAGGUGGUGGACCGGCCGGAGAACGAGUUGGUGGACGUCAGGAAGACGCCUAUCGUCGAGGUGACGGAGAAGGGCCUCAAGACGGCCGAUGGCAAGGAACGCGAGUUCGACGUCAUCGCCCUAGCCACCGGCUUCGACUCUGUGACGGGCGGGCUGAAGGACAUGGGGCUGAAGGACGUCAAUGGUGUGGACCUGAGCGAGAAAUGGAGGAACGGGACGUACAGCUACCUGGGCAUGACGCUCUCUGGAUUCCCCAACCUGUUCUACAUCUACGGCCCGCAAGCCCCGACGGCGCUCAGCAACGGUCCUAGUUGCAUCGAGUCACAGGCGGACUGGAUCAUCGACGCCAUAGCCAAGAUGAAGAAGGAGGGAAUCCGCUACAUCGAGCCCACGAUGGCCAGCGAACAGGAGUGGCACGACAAGAUCGAGAUGAUCAGCAAGAAUACACUCUUCCACAACACGGACAGCUGGUAUAUGGGGGCGAACAUUCCCGGAAAGCCUCGAGAGCAACUGAAUUAUCUUGGCGGUCUCCCGCUUUACACGCAGGAGUGCCGCAAGGCGUUGGAUAACGGGUUCGAGGGCUUCGUGACCGUAUGAGCGAGGAGCCCGGAAAGGUGAAUCGCGAAUAGGAUCACACCCUACCAUCGUUUUCAUAUCAGCAGUCAUCUAAUACUAUAGUACAGGA
Molecule: messenger RNA, 1800 nt
Organism: Punctularia strigosozonata HHB-11173 SS5
Lineage: Eukaryota; Fungi; Basidiomycota; Agaricomycetes; Corticiales; Punctulariaceae
Product: cyclopentanone 1,2-monooxygenase
Exons: 3
Coding region: 42-1712 (556 amino acids)
Molecular function (GO): N,N-dimethylaniline monooxygenase activity; flavin adenine dinucleotide binding; NADP binding
Source: RefSeq, a predicted model, not a curated record